UGCCUUAGUGACCUUGAGAAACCCCACCAAUGGCUACAGACACCUGUCUCUAAAACGAAGGAGCUCUGGAGAGAGGGAAAGAAUCGAAACCCUUUCACCUCAAUUUUAUUUCUUUUUACAGAAAAAUCGAAUUGAAUUUCUCUUUUUUAGAAACUGAAAAAAAAGGGAAAAAAAAUUGAGUCGGAGACGAAGUGGAUCGGCCAGUGAAUCGGCGCCACCGAUUCGAUGGAGGGAGUAGGGGCCCGACUUGGGCGUUCCUCGACCCGAUACGGACCCGCCACGGUGUUCAGUGGACCGGUGAGGAAGUGGAAGAAGAAAUGGGUCCAUGUUUCUCCCUCUAACAAUAAUAGUAACAGUAACAAUCACCAUCAUCAUCACCACAGCAACAAUGGCAGCGCUACUCCUAACGGUAAUAACGGCUCGCAUCUCUUGCUUUACAAGUGGACUCCUAUAUCUCAAAGCAAUAAUAACAAUGGUAACGCCAGCAGCAACAGUGGCGACAAAAACUCCGCUAAAGAGGAACCGGCGGCGCCUGAGGAGCCGCCCAGGCGUAAAUUCAAAUACAUUCCGAUUGCUUUGCUGGAGGAACAGAAAAUAGAAGCUACAGAAAAUGAGGCUGCAGAGAACCAUGAGGAAGAAGCUAAACCAGGUGAUACUGACCCAAGCAUGGUGGAUUCAACUCCCAGGAAUGAUGGUUCUGAUGAGAAACCUGACAUUAAUGAUGUGCCCAUGGAAGAAAAUCAGGAGGAUAAUAAGUUAGUACGCCAAGAUCUGAACGAAAGCACAUUGGAUUUGAGCUUGGGUUUAACAGCUCAUGACAAUGAGUCGGAAAACCUCAGACCAGAUAUGGCUCAUCAGAGAGAGUGAAUUCAAGUUUCUGCCGGACCCGAGUGGAUGUAAGCCUUCUUCAGUUCGUAUUUCAUUGCUGUGAACAGGAGAAGGAAGUGGCUUAGCUUAGUUUAAUUGUUCUGAAUUUAGAGAUUCAAUUUUCCCCUCUUCUUAGGAUAAAGUGUCCGAGUGGCUGAAAAAUGUACCUUUUAGUCUCACUUGAUGGUCCCUUACAAUAUUGUUACUGAUUUUACAACUCUAUUUAAUUUUUUUUUUUUUUUCUUAUCAAACAUUGCAUUUUGAUUUGUCCA
Molecule: messenger RNA, 1139 nt
Organism: Carica papaya (papaya)
Lineage: Eukaryota; Viridiplantae; Streptophyta; Magnoliopsida; Brassicales; Caricaceae
Product: golgin family A protein
Source: RefSeq, a predicted model, not a curated record